Messenger RNA from Camelina sativa (false flax), 1446 nucleotides. RefSeq lists its product as uncharacterized. NCBI's taxonomy places the organism in Eukaryota, Viridiplantae, Streptophyta, Magnoliopsida, Brassicales, Brassicaceae. The record is from RefSeq and is a predicted model, not a curated record.
UCCAUACAUAAUAAAAAGACACAAGUGGCAUUACCUUUCUCAUCACUUUCCACUUCCAAAAAGCCUAUUUUUUGGGAUGUAGUUUACAAAACUGAAACCCACAAAAAGAAACACAGAGCAUGAGAUCUCAAUAAAUGUCCUCGCACCUAACUAGUCACUGUCCCCUUCACUAUCUCCCACUUAAUUCCCUCAUUUAUAACAUUCACUUUCACUGAGUGUCUCUCCACUAUCUUCUCUGCUUCUGUCAUUUAAUUCUAUUCACCUCCUCUCAUUUAUAAUCUUCACUCCAAAUGCGCCUUUCUUUGUUCUCCCAUCACUUUCUCUCUGAUUGUCUUGUAGGGCUAGACAAAUCAUCCCAUUAUACCUGCUUCGAUUCGGUAUAACUAUUUACUUUGGUUCGAUCCGAAAUUCAGAUAUCCAAUCCAUUUGCUAGUUGCUACAUAAACAUCAUAUUAUAAACUUAUUUACUUAUUAGUUUAGGUAAUCAUAAUUUAUUUUUCAGACCGUUUAGUUUCCAACCUAUUGUUGAUAGACACGUUUGUAUAACACUCUCUCUAUAUAUAAAAAGAAACCUUGAUGCUAUUUCAGUAGAGUUGUAUCCAUCCCUUCUCUUAUCUGAAAACUAUUUUGUUUCUGCUUUCUCCACACACAUAUUGUCCAAUACUUACAUCAACCGCAUAAACAAAUAAACCAAGCCUGAAAGCUGAAACUCGUGGUGAUCAAGAUGAAGAAGAAAUCACUGAUAAUGUUUUCCUUUAUUCUUCUGCAAUUUCUGCUCGUAAACUCUAUGUCUCCAAAACAUUCAUCACCAAAACCAAAACCAGCUGCAGAAAUCACUAUUAUGGGUUUUGUUUACUGCGAUGUCUGCUCCAACAACAGUUUCUCCAAACACAGUUACUUCAUGUCCGGUGUGGAAGUGAGAAUUGUCUGCAGAUUCAAAGCAGCUUCGUCAACAACAAGUGAAACUGUAACAUUCUCUGCAAAUAGAACCACCAACGAAUUCGGACUGUACAAGGUAGCCAUAACUUCUCUAGACUGUGCCGAGGUAGACAGUCUGGCAAGUUCUUGUCAAGCGAGUUUGGUCGGAAGAAAAAGCUUAUCGGAUCCUUCUUGCAACAUUCCUGGUUAUAGAACCACGACGGAUCAGGUUGUGUUUAAGUCUAAACGGUCUAAUUCCUGUGUUUAUGGAUUCAAUGCUUUGAACUUCAGACCAUUCAAGAGGAAUCUUGACUUGUGUGGCAAGAAAUAGGGUUUUAAAAACUACAGAACUUGUCUUUCACCUGGUAUCGACUCUGUUUACUUCUACUCAGAGAUAUGUAUCUUUCCUAUGUUGUCUACAUUUAGCUUUGGUUACUACACAAAAUUUGUAUUCUGUGUCCGCCAAAUCUUGUCUUAAACUAUUAGUAUGAAGAUAAAUAACAUGAGGAAUAAUUUCAGUUCACACAA